AUGAUUUUAAAAUUUUAUAAUAGAAGACCUGGAGACGAUUUCACUACUCCAAAAGUUUUGUUGGUGGCACCAACAGGAAAAGCUGCUUAUCAUAUCAAUGGAAACACAAUUCAUUCCACACUGCGUAUUCCAUGCAAUCAAAGUCUUCAGUUCGGAUCUUUAGAAUCUAGUUCUUUAAACACACUACAGACCAAAUUAGGAAACGUGCAACUUAUAUUUAUUGACGAAAUUUCCAUGAUAGGAUUUAAAAUGUUAAAUUUCAUACAUCAAAGGUUAAUGGAGAUCAAACAGUCUAAAGAACCAUUUGAUGGAAUUUCUAUUAUUGCUGUUGGUGACCUGUUUCAGUUGAAACCAGGGAUGGAUUCUUAUAUUUUCCAACCUCCAAAAUCAGGGUACAUGCCUUUAGCUUUAAAUUUAUGGGAAGACCACUUCUGUAUGACAGAACUGAACAUAAUUAUGCGUCAAAGAGAAAAUAAAGAAUUUGCAGAAUUAUUAAAUAGACUCGGGGAAGGAAAUCAUACAUCUAAUGAUAAUGAACCACUGAAAAAUCAAUGUUUGGAAGAAAAUACUAAAAACUAUCCACAUGAUACUCCACAUGAUAUGCUUAACAAAGUUAAUUGGUCUGAUGAUGAGGAUGUGGAUGCAUAUCAGGAAAUGCUUUAUCAAAUAUAUCACUUAGAUGAUGAGGAUUUGGAUGUAGUAUUGCAGAUGAUGAUGAAUAUGAUAAAGGAAGAAGAUGAUGAUGAGGGAUUUUAUGAAAUGUUCGAGAGUGAAGAUGAACGAGAAAAUUGA
Molecule: messenger RNA, 792 nt
Organism: Mytilus trossulus (common blue mussel)
Lineage: Eukaryota; Metazoa; Mollusca; Bivalvia; Mytilida; Mytilidae
Exons: 2
Coding region: 1-792 (263 amino acids)
Biological process (GO): DNA repair; telomere maintenance
Molecular function (GO): DNA helicase activity
Source: RefSeq, a predicted model, not a curated record